Paramuricea clavata is the source of this 14440-nucleotide messenger RNA. The record is from the annotation of a GenBank genome assembly. NCBI's taxonomy places the organism in Eukaryota, Metazoa, Cnidaria, Anthozoa, Malacalcyonacea, Plexauridae.
UGUACCCUUAAACAAAAUGGAGGUCAAAUUUUCACGUGUGUAUUUGUUCGUGUUAAUAUUAAUAUUGUUUUUUUAGUUCAUUUUUGGGCGGUUUUAAUAUACAAUUGAUAAAAUGAAGUCUAGGUUUACUACAAUAGAUAUCUGCGCUGUCAUUACAGACGUAAAAAGGUGAUGUAAUGCUAUUUGGAUGAUCAAUAUAUCUGUGUUUCUGAUAUUUUAUAUUUAUAUUUGUAUACAUUUGUGAAUUUUAUAUUUUAAUAUCCAGUUUUGCAUAUAUGGUUGAUUGUAGUUUUGUACUUUUAUUUUUUAUAGGUUUUUAGGCAUGAGAGUGAACAACAUUUAUGAUAUCGAUAACAAAACGUAUCUUAUAAGAUUAGCAAAGUAAGUUUUCAGAGCCACCUUAAGUGAAUCAACACGUCUUGACUACAUUACCAUAAGAAAUGAAUAGAAGGGCAACUCGCGUGUACAAAGCGUAACCAAUUUUCAGUGCGCACGCGCAGGAUUCUCAAGCUCGCAGCCAGUAAAAGCUAGUCAGUGCAAUAGCGAUUUGUAUUACGAAAUGUACUGUACAUUUUGAUCACAAACAUAUAGCGAUGACCAGGCCUUAAAAUAUCGGUCGGUCACGGACAUUGUUUUUUUUUUGUUUUUUUUUAUUAGCUUUGCCAACUAGGGCAGGGUCACCACAACAGCAUAUGCCAAUUACUGUGGGCCCUUUUUACCUAACCCACCCUGUCAACUUUUCCCUGUGGGAGGAAACCGGAGUACCCGGGGAAAACCCACGGCGUUCGGCAGAGCGUUGACUUUUACUCUUUUCACAUGGGGACUGGGUUCGAGUCGCACUGAGAAGGUACUUAGUGAGAUUCGAACCUGCAGCCUCAGAGGUGAAAGGCAAGUGCGCUAACCACUUAGCCACACCACCAAAUUGUCCGACCCAUUCGUGAAAUUGUCUGACGUAGAAAGGAAACCACCGGACAUUCUGUCCGACCAAGGUGAAACUGAGGUUUAUUGUUUGUCCGACCCGAGUGUAUUGGUGUCCGACCGAACGGUAGCUUUGUACGACGUAAAUCAAAAUGUACCCUAGCCCAGGACUAGAGGCUUGUAUGUUAAAUGGAAAAUCAGAGUACUAUUGUAUAAAAGGUGAACUAGAAAUGUUGUUUUAAUUAACGUAGUUGAGCGUGGGGCGGCGAGCGAAAUGGUGAAGUGGAAAACGGGCUUAAGUUGUCGAAGUCUUUUUUUAAUACUGCUGUUCUGGAAAGCAAGUUAAUUUUGGCUUGGAAAUAAGUAUGAAAGGAACAAAUUAUUUAAUAUCUUUACAACAUUUACCAUUUAUUCAUUUGUGUCAUUCAGACUUAUUUCCGAGUCAAAACUGAACUGAGGUCAUCGGACAUAUGUCCGACCCAAGCUCAACGUCACCAGACAUUUUGUCAGACGGCCCUGGAAAAGAUAUUUUAAGGCCUGGAUGACAAAUGAUACGAACAUUUUCCCAAGAUUUCUGGUCCCCUCUGAGUACUGCGGGCUCCGGGUAUUUUGCCCCCCUGCCCCCCUCUCGCCAGCCUUGGUUUUAUGAACUUGUUUAGCAAUAUGGUCGAUUAGAAAAAACUGGAAUUGGUUGGGAAAAAUGGUAAAUUUUCAUCAUCUUGGCUUCACUUUGCUCAUAGGUCAAAUGACUGAAGUUCUUACUCCAGAUAUAUAGAGCUCACUGGCCAACCCCAUACUGAACCUUACUUCUGGGAUAACUCAUGUCCGUAUUUAUUUUUUCUAGACCAGAUCACAAGGUGGUCUUAUUAAUUGAGUCUGGGUUGCGAUUUCAUAGCACUGAAUUUGAAUGGCCCAAAAAUACAUUCCCAUCUGGUUUCGCCAUGAAGGUAAAUAUGAUAGCGGACAUCUUGGGGGCUUGUUGUACGAAUGCCAUACCGUACAUUACCGUUUUCUAAUGAAUAAUGAUUUUUCAAUAAAACAAACACAGGUAAACUAAACCCCGAUUGUAUACAAUGCGAAUAAUGUCGGACACUCGUCAAUUUAAAAUUCAACAAAUUUUUAAUGUUCUUAUAGAUGCGUAAACAUGUAUCCGGCAAACGUUUGGUCAAUAUAUCAAUGCUUGGGAUUGACAGAAUUUUAGACUUUCAGUUUGGUUCCAAUGAAGCAGCAUACCACUUGAUUGUGGAACUCUAUGACAGAGUAAGUGGCCUAAAAAUCCAUGUAAAGUCCAUUCAUUGUUUUCUCCCUCCUUUCCCCAGCCCUACCCCCCCCCCCAUUUCUGCUCUCCUUCUUUCUCUCCUUCCCUUUUUCACCCUCCUUGCCUUUGUCUCUCCUUCCUUUCAUGAUCACUUUUUCCCCCCAAAUCCUUGACCUUUUUGCCAAAUGAAGGAGAAAAUAAUAAGUACAGUUAACCCUUUAAGUGGCAAUGCUCUGAUGCUCUCUGAUGAUGCCAAGCAUGCAAUAUUAUUCAUCAUUCAUGUUAUUUGAUUAUUAUAAUAUACAGUUUCCCAUAUUGGGAUAUAAUAUGUUUUCUUUUAAAAACCCUGUAUAAAACAGACACCUCUCUAAAUUCUCUAAAUUCAAAUACAGACACUUUGCUGUUUUCCUUUGGUUUCCAUGUUAGAGAAGUUUGACUGUUCUGUGUACACCCCUGAACACCUACUGUACCGUAAUACAAAAUAUGUAGUGCUGUAUUAUGCAUAUGUUUUAUUUUGAACAACCAAUAAUAUUCACAUAAACUUUCUUGCAACAUUUAGGGUAACAUCAUCCUCACUGACUUUGAAUACAUUAUUUUGAGUUUACUGCGGACACGAACAGACAGCGAAGAUGUCAGAUUUGCAGUACGGGAGAGAUAUCCUUUAGAAAAUGCAAAGCAGUAUGAGCCACUGAUGACAGUGGAAAAGUGAGUGAAUAAUGAAUACAUUGUUCUCCAUAGACAUCAAGUAAGGGUAUACCUAGACUAGGGUAUACCAUAUUCUCAAUUCACUCUGUAUUUAUUGAUAGAUUACAAGAACUUCUUUCCCAAGCAAAAGAUGGUGACGUUUUAAAGAAAAUUCUCAAUCCUCAUUUAGGUAUUUUCAUAUUUAUACACAUAUUGGGUGAACAAUAUAUUAUAAAAUUUCUAAACUUGUUUACUUUCUAGUGUUUGGUCCAGCGUUACUUGAUCAUUGUCUUAAACAAGUUGGCUUUGUUUUAAAUGCCAAAAUUGGGAAGGAUGUCAAUAUUGAACAAGGUCUGUUUCAAUUAAAAUAAUAUUUCAAUUAAAGUUACCUUGCAAAUAUUUUUUUUACAUUUUCCUUCCAAACAGUAACAUUUACAGUACACUAGCAGGAUUAGACACUUCACAAAAUAUGGGCAGGAGGGAUUUGGAUCACUAACAUGUAUUACCAUACUUUUGCUGAUGCAAAUCUAAGUCCUUUAAAUUCUGUUGCAGCAGCCUUAAAUUUAAUGAAAACUUGCUUAAAAUAAUGUCUUAGUUGUGACAUUAUAGGGGGGGGGGGGGUAACCCCCAGUAUCCUCCAUUGUUUACCAGAAUAAUAAACCUCCCCAUUUUUCAAAUGAGCAAAACACUAUGAUGGAAUAAUAAGGAAAAGUACUUGUAGAGUAGGUCAUUAAAAUCUUCUAUGUACGCAUUGCGUACCUAUUUUUACAUACAUUGGAUCUUAAUCCAAGGUUGUUGGUAAGUGUUUCUCUAAGAAUGUCCAAGAUAUUUAGAAGUUUGUAAAUAUUUUCCUUCCUCAGAUAUUUCCAAGAUAAUGGAAGCUCUCUCUAAUGCGGAGAAAUAUUUAGAGACGACUAGGAACUCGCCAUGUAAGGUAAAUAUGAGGGAACCGUGUAUGCUACCUGCAAACAAGGUCAUUUUUUUCAGAUUCAAUUUGAACUGCAUUGUAUUUUUGUUUCGUAAACAUAGGGAUACAUAAUCCAAAAGCGGGAAAAGAAACACGUUGAUAGUAACUCUGGCGAUAAUGACCUUUUGACGUAAGUGUAUUUACCGGCCUGCAAUUAUGCUUUUCUGAUGAAAGGUCAGAGAGAAAGAGAAAUUAGCAGAUGAAGCAAUAUUCUUGCAUCUUGCGUAUAAAUGUUUUUGUGGUGUGUUACUUUCUGGUUUAUAAAUGUCAGAAGCUGCAUAAUACGACAUCUGUAUUGAAGACAACGGUGAGCUUUGUUUCAUUUAACUUUAGAUACCAGGAAUUUCACCCGUUUUUGUUUGAGCAACAUAAGGAUUGCCCAUACCUAGAGUUUGACUCAUUUAAUAAGGUGAGGUGGAUACGAAGAAAACGAAUUAUUCAUUUAUUGAAUGGGUGACUCCAGCUAUAGACUAAGUUUUGAUCAAGGCAAAAGAACGAAAUCCAACACCACAGCUAGAAAGAGCAUCUUAGAAUGCGUAAAACUGCAAAGUUGUAAAAAUGAAGAAAAUAUAGCCUUGUGAAGUUCGCAAAUUUUGUAUAUAUAUUUGUAUUACGCGCGGUAAAAAUAAACACUUUGGGCUCAAAAAUGUUUAUUUUUCCCGCCUGUAAUGCAAAUAUAUACAAAAUUUGCGAACUUCACAGGCCCUAUAUUUUCCUCAUUUUACCACAUUUCGCAACCAAACUUUGCAAUUGUACUCAUUUUAAGAUGUUCUUUCCAGCUAUGGUAAUGGAUUCGUUCUUCUUCUCUAGAUCAAAAUUUCAUCUAUACCUGGAAUCACCCAUUAUUUAGAAUGAAAUAAUUUCCGGAAGGGUGUUUUCUACUAACUUCAACCUAGUAUCGAUAUUUUCAGGCAGUUGAUGAGUUCUUUAGUAAGAUUGAAAGUCAAAAACUCGAUACGAAAGCAUUGCAACAAGAGAAAGCUGUUUUGAAGAAACUCGAUAACGUCAAAAAAGAUCAUGAAAAACGAUUGGAUAGUUUGCAAAAAGCUCAGGUUAGAAUGACACUGUGUAUCGUAGAAUGCCAUCUGCACUGGAUUACUGCAUUUGAGAUAUUGUGUUACUCAUUAUCUACCUUAGGUUUUGUAGACUACUGUAUAUAAUUAUUAAAAACUCUGACGUGAAUAAAUUUUCACGCAGGAAGAAGACAAAGAAAAAGCAAGAUUAAUUGAAAUAAAUUUACCGUUGGUGAGUAUGGUAUACUUAUUUUUAUGUUUGUUUUGGGUGUCUGCUUAGAGAGACGGUAAGGGCUGAGUCAUCCUUAUUGGUCCAGUGUUAUUACAGGAGGAAACUGCAUGUUGUACAAAGGUGAUCUACUACCUUGCGGCCGUUCGUUGUGUAUUAGGGAGCUUAAGCGCCAUGUAGGACGGCAACACGACGACGACGGCCAAAACAAAUUUCUUCAAAUAAAUGAUAGUAAAGAAAACUUGUCGUAUAUUAUAAUUCGUAUGAAUUUAAUACAGUAUAAGAAGUUGAAAACAUUGGCUUUAUGUUUGGGAAGAGUUCUACUGAACCGAAUUUUAAGUUACACUUGUUACGGCUUGAAAUGCAGGCGUUGUAUAAAAGACGUGAAAAUCUGUGAUUUGCCGUUGUAAACAGAGUGACGACUACGUCUGAAACUCCCCUGGGACUUUAAUUAUUUAUUCACUUUUCAUUGACUCAUUGUAUUGGUUGCCGUCGUCGUCAUGUUGCCGUCCUACAUGCUUAAGAUCCCUAUUAUAUAGGGUGAAGAGGGAAGAGCCUGGGAAUGAGGUUGUGUAGGGUCAGGGUUAGGGAUACCACAACGUGAAUGCCAAUGCUUUAUCACUUUGUUCUUUGUUUCCAAAGGUGGACCAAGCAAUCAAAGUGGUGAACAGUGCAAUAGCCAAUCAAAUUGACUGGGCAGAAAUCAACAAUAUUGUUAAGGAGGCUCAAGCACGGGGAGAUGGUGUUGCCAUGGCAAUAAAACAAUUGAAGUUAGAGACGAACCACAUUAGCAUGCUUUUGAAGUAAGUCCACAUUCUGACUGCAAUCUGGACGUCACAGAUUUAGUUGACUAUUUAAUAUUCUCUCUUCUUAAUUAAUUACAAAAACUUCCAAUUUCCUGCAUCACGCUCCAGUGUACAGACUUUAGCAUAGGGAACAUUACUUCUUGCCACCGAAAAGCUAGGGCCUCUCAUUGACCAAUUGACUUGCUCCAUACUGUAUCUCCUUUGAGCUACAUAGUUCUGUGUCCUCUUCAGCGCACAUUUAGAACACGUUAUUCUUUACAGGGAUGGGUUUGAUCACACAGACAGCAGUGAUGAUGAUGAUGAUAGUCAACCAAAGCAACGUAAAGUAUGUUGGACCCUUCAUGCAAUAGCCCGAUUUAUUGUGCUGCAACUUGCAACGCUAUUCUGACGUAGAGCCAUGUUAUCAUAGAGCAUGGCCCGCAUUCUACUCGAUCUACUGACACUUUCUUUACAUAACAUACUCUUAGGGGAUGAAAAAUGAAAGAAAUAUGAAUUUUUUGGCGACUACCCUUUAAAUAACAUAGCUCUAUGUCAGCAAUUGCGUGGUGUAACAUGGCCUUACGAAUGAUCCAUAUAGAGAGUAUAAUUGUAAUGUAUAAAUAUAUUGGGAAAAUAGGAGACACACUACAUAAUUACUGAAAAAAGCAAAACGAAGAAAACAGAUUUUAGUUGUUUACUUGUCUUUUAUAUCUAGAAAUCGAAUACACUGAAGAUUGACAUCGAUCUCGCUCUGACAGCUUAUGCAAACGCACGCAGGUGAGUUUUGUAAAAGUUUCACCAAGUGUGACUUUGAGGGCGAGAAGCUAAUUCAAAGGCCUGGUCAAACGAGAAUGAGAGUUGAUGAGAGUUGAGAAGCGAGAGUUUGCAUGAGAGUCUUCUCAACUUUCGUGAGCAAUAGCAAGCGCGUGAGAGAGAGCCUAGGGCUAGGCUGGGAGUGCAUGGAAGUCGAUGAGAAUUGGCGGUAAAACGCAAGAAACUCUCAUCAACUCUCAUUCUCGUUUGACCGAGGCUUAAGACUGAAACAAUGAAACGGUCCUCAGUCUAAAAUAUACAUAAUACCAGGUGAUCUCGGAACGCGGAAAAGGCCUGGCACUAGUUGUAAAAUAGAAAUCCAUUUCUGGUUUAAAAUUACUCAAUAUCUCAUCAACGGUACUAGAUUACUAUUUCAAAUUUGCCCCAGACAUUCAUUGCCCCUGUGCAAGACACAGACACAAAGUUUCAAACAGUUCCACAAAAGAAUCAGGGUGUCACAAAUGAUUGAAUGUACGAAACUGGAUUUCUAUUCUGUUGCAAGUCCCAUUCCUUUUGCUCACCGUCAGAUCACCUGGUAUAUUAGCCACUUCAGAUUGCCAUGCAUUGUUUUUAGUUAUUACACUAAGAAACGCCAGGCCGCAACAAAAGAACAAAGGACAGUGGAGGCUUCUAAAAAAGCGCUAAAAUCUGCUGAAAGAAAAACAAAGGAGACAUUAAAAGAAGUUGCAACGACAACCAGUAUACGGAAAGCAAGAAAAGUUUAUUGGUAUAUAAGAUCAUUGUUCAUGUUUUGGAAUUUUUUGUAUUAUUUUAAAAAUCUAAUACUAAUAGCGUGGUUCUUCGCAAACGUGGUGGUCCAGUGUAGGUAGUAUUCUACAAUAAGCUGCCGUAGUUUGUGUCUGAAGAACUAGAAAAUGAUAUUUCGAACGUGGUGGUCCAGUGUAGGCAGUAUUCUACAAUAAGCUGCUGUGGUUUGUGUCUGAAAAACUAGAAAAUGAUAUUUCGAACGUGCUGGUCCAGUGUGGGUAAUAUUCUACAAUAAGCUGCUGUGGUUUGUGUCUGAAUUUCCUGAAAAAGAUAUCUCAGAUGUGGAGGUCCAGUGUAGGUGGUAGUAUUGUGUAAUAAACUUGUUAAUAGUUAAAGUAAAGUUUUCAGCGAUGGCCCUUCAUUGGGAGGUCGGUGGUUUGAGUUUCAUUGUAUUGCUUUAGGUUUGAGAAAUUCUUUUGGUUUGUAACUUCUGAAAACUAUCUUGUGAUUGGUGGACGAGAUCAACAGCAAAAUGAAUUGAUCGUCAAAAGACAUUUGAAGCCUGGUGAGUCUUGUUGUACAUUACUCAUUCUCGUACCCAGAGCCCUUACGCGCGGUGCGACGAGGGGCUCUGGCCAAGUCCAUAACCGGAUACCAUAAAAACAUGGUAAGAAAACAAUGUCCGGUGUUAGAACUAGCCAAUCAGAUGCCAGUUCGGAAUAUGGAUUUGGCCAAAGCCCCUCGUCGCACCGCGCGUAAGAAGGGCUCUGGCUACGAGAAUGUACAUUACUGUAAAAAUUGUAUAAUGUAAUCGUUCGUAUUGUUUCGUGUGCACUCCAUCAAAUUCGGGAAGUGUCUGUAGGAGCAAGAGAAUGAAAUACAUCUCUGAAAUCCACAGACAAGACUACUACAUAUAGUGAAAAUACUUAACAAUUUCUCAACUGCAUGCCAGUCACUAUCUGCGGCACGACACUGCUUAGUGAAAGCCAAGCCCGGAUUUUGGCGGAAAUGCUGGGUGGUGGGAAGUGGAAAAUAUUUUAUGAAAGAUGCUGCUGUCUGGCCCAUGACCUCCCUAACGUUGUCACUGUGCAGUGUAUAUAUUGUUUCUAUUAAUGUAUUCAUGAAUUAUGACUAUACGACUCAUCCAAUUUCGACCCUCGUUACAAUUAUUAAAAUACUACUUUGAACACAUUGGCAACAGGUAUUAAAAGGUAUUAACAGGUAUUAACUGUUUUGAUCCAUCAUUUGACUUUUUCAAGGGGAGGUGCAUGAAUUUUCAAGGGAGGUGUAAAAAAUCUCAGGGGAGGUGCAAAGCGAUCUCGGGGGAGAUGCACACCUCCCCACAUCUCCCCUCAAAAUCUGCCCGUGGUGAAAGCUCCCUCCCUGUCUCUUCACAGGUGAUGUUUACGUCCACGCUGACUUACACGGAGCUUCGAGCAUUGUUAUUAAAAACCAUACCUCAGAAGCUGUUCCUCCUAAGACCCUAAACGAAGCGGGUUGUAUGGCAAUAUGUUACAGUAGUGCAUGGACUGACCGUAUAAUCACCAGUGCUUGGUGGGUGUAUCAUCACCAGGUCUCUAAAACCGCGCCAACUGGAGAAUACUUGACCACUGGAAGUUUUAUGAUUCGAGGAAAGAAGAAUUACCUGCCCCCGAGUUAUUUGAUCAUGGGGUUUGGGUUUCUGUUUCGUCUGGAUGAAACCUGCGUUGGAAAACAUAAAGAUGAACGGAGAAUUAAGAACGUGGAAGAAGACACAGUCUCAGAGGUGGGUUGAAAAAUUUCAUUUCUGUGUAUUUUUCAUUUGUGCAAACAGGUAUUGUAGCUCCGUGUACGUAAUAUCUAGACCUUAGAAUAUCGGUCAGAGAACCGUCUGACAAAAUGUUCGAUGACUGUGAAUUUGGGUUGGACAUGUGGAUUGUGAUGUCCCAUGACUUUGAGUUCAGUUUGGCUUGGAAAUAAGUAUGAAUGCAAACACAAAUUAAUAUCAGCACAAUUUGUAAAAGUCUUUUGAAUCUUGGCAAUUUCGGAACCCCACGGUGAAAACCCCGCACUUGAUUACACAUUUCCAGUUCACUUUUUAUACAUUACUUUGGUUCUCCACUUAACAUACGAGCUUCUAGUCCUGGACUAGGGUACAUUUUGAUUUACAUUGAACAAAGUUACAGUUACUUUAAACAACAAUUCACUCGGGUCGGACAAACAGUAAACCUCAGUUUCACUUAGGUCGGACAGAAUGUCCAGUGGUUUCCUCUUUACGUCGGACAAUUUCACGAAUGGAUCGGACAAUGUCCGUGACUGACCGAUAUUUUAAUUCCUGUUAAAUAUCCAUUCUCGUUUUAGAGUACAAGUACAACCGGUGAAGAUCAAGAACUUGAUAUUGAAGGAGAUGACAGCGGAGACAGUGAUACCGAGAAACCUGGGGAUACAGAGGAUAGUUUAGGUAUUCAACGGGAUUUUGAGGGUGAAACAAGGACAGAUAAAGAUCGGAAGGAUGAUGGUGGGGAUAAAGAUGAACCUUUAGGCAUGAUUGUUGAUAAAGAUAGUAAUUUAAGGAUUGGAAAGGAUAUCGAGGGUGAAUCUAGUGAACAUGAGGGGAUCCAAGAUUAUGAUGGUGAGGGGGAUAACGAUAAACGUUUAGGUAUAACUGUUGAUAAUGAGGAUGAUGAAGGAACGGAAGGGGGUAUAGAAGGACCUAAAGAUAUGGAAGACAAUACAGAAAAUAGGGAAGAUAGCGAUAGUAACGAGGAUGAGGAUGAUUUAUCUUAUCCCGAUACAUCCAUAGACUUCCAGUACACUAGUGGCGGGAAAUUUCAACUACAGCGAGGCACAAGUUCCUCUAGUUCUCAUGCCACUGAGGACUUUGUCGACCUCGGUGAUGGUGAAGUACUUGACCUCAGGUCCUUUGGGAAAGACAGCGAGACUCGAAAACAACGUUUGACUGCAAAACAACGACGACAAAUGAAGAAAAAGGGUGGUUCGGGGGUAUUGAACGAUAAAAAUGACGUUGAAGCUCAAGAGGAUGUGCCUUCGGGCAUGAAACCGAAAAGCGAUGCUGAGCAAGGUAAACAACCAAUCACGCAACAGAGUGGAGCAAAGCGCGGGAAAAAGUCAAAGUUGAAGAAAAUCAAAGAAAAAUAUGGCGACCAGGAUGAGGAGGACCGGGAACUUAUGAUGCAAUUUUUAGGAUCAGCGGGUGCUCCCAAGGAUAGUAAGCGAAAGAAAAGCAAGGAUAAUAAAGGACGUAAGGGGAGCGCACAGAACACUCAGGGUGAACGUAGGGUAACUAAGGGUACUAAUAAAGCUGAUAAUAUCAAACCUACACCACCAAAUACUGGGGAUAAUGGGGACAAACAGGGUAAGGAUGGGAGUGAAGCAUCGCUUGGACAUAGUGGGGAUGCCUUACAGAAUUUUGCUGGAGAUUUGGUGCAAGGGUUGGUUCAAGAUGGUGGAAAUGAACAACAAGAAACAGAAGUAAAGGUAUUGAUAUAGUAGGGAACAAUGACUCUAAUCUUGUUUGGUUUGUGUAUUAUUAUAGUUAUUUAAUUCUUUAAAAAUCUUUACAGUCAGAAGAAGUUGAUGAACCUGAUAUUGAAAAGGUGUGGUAGAUGUUUUACUUAAACAAAAAAAGAUAAUUCGUCUGCCUGUAAAAACUAGGGAAAAGUCUAAAGAGUUGAAUGAUCAGUCAGACGGGUGAUCUGAGCAUGAUGAAAGCCACCUACUAAUGAAACUCUAUUUUACUUUAAUAUAGGAUGAAGUGGGUCUACUAGAUUCUCUGACUGGUUGUCCUUAUGCAGAAGAUAUGACGUUAUUUGCUAUACCUGUUUGUGCUCCGUACACUGCGGUACAGAAUUUCAAGUAAGAUCACGGAACUGUGCCAUGCUUGUGGUUAAUUUUAUCGAGGGAUAAAUUACUCUGAAAAAAGCGUACGAAGGUUUUUAGGAUUAGAUAAUCCCGGUAAUUUUUCUCUGGAUUCUGGGAUUUUUUGCCAAAAUUUAAAGGGUUUUCGGAUUUUUUUUUCAGAUUCUUUUCGAAAUAUUUUCAAAACAAAGCAAAUCAAAGAAGGGCAUUUUCACGCCAAUUCACGAUUUAAAUUUUUUAAUUUGAUGGGAUUUCUCGAUAUUGCAAUAAUGGAUUUCUCGAUAUUGCAAUAAUGGAGGAUUUUAUUGGGCUUUUCCCAAGUAUUUUAUGCAAUUUUUAGAAAUUUCUUGGAAUUUGGGGAUUCUAGGAUUUAGUACGAUUUUGGGAUUUUUCCAAAGAUUUUUUUUAUUUUUGAUGAAGUUACUCUGAAAGAGUAAUUUACCCCUCGAAUUUUAUUCCCAAUUGUGAGCAAGCCGUUGAUAAUUUUUUUUGGCAAUUUUAGGUUCAAAGUUAAGUUGACACCUGGCACAGGGCGGAGAGGAAAAGGUAGAGUUAUAAACUAAUUCGCCUAUAAAUUAUUUGUAGGUUUAUACUCAAUCUCGUACACAGAGCUAUAUAGAAGUAACUAGACUGCAUGGGUUUUUCUUUCCUUGAGUGAAAAUUCUGCGCGAAAAAUCAUACCACAAGGGCGGGAUGGUCUUUGUAGAAGUGAAGAAAAUUUCUGCUCUGUAUGAAAAACUCGGCCUUGUUCAUAAUCCAUCUGAUUGUAUCCUUGCACAAAAACGCCUAUAAACGGUAAUUUGGGAAUAAACAAAAACGUCUGAGGCUUUGAAUAUAUUGACGCACAGCGCUAUUGAAAAGCCAGUACAUGGUAUGAUGCAGGAAGUCGUACCAUUGGGAAUUCAUGCUGUACAAAAAUGUCAUGCUUGUAUGUUAAUACAAACAAUACCAUAUUGUUGUAAUGCUUGGUUAAGUAAUCGUUAUGAACAAACAUGUAGAAUCAUUUGAAUAUUCAAAUUCUAUAGUUAUUUCACUCAUAUAAGCCAGGCAACGUGUGGAAAAAAGUCUUUUUUGAACGUCUUUUUGAGGACAAAUCCUUAACCAUCGUGGUAUCGUAUAAAAGUUGAACAAACUAUGAAACUGUGGUAACCAUGAAUCUAUGGUACGAAAAUUUUUUCACUUAUAGGUUUAUGUUUAGGAGCCGUUUAUAUGAGAUGGGCUAACCAUCUGAACGAAUUUCUUCUAUGUCUUACAACAGCUUCAAGACUUUCCUAAAAUGAAGUUGAUAUAGGAAUUGUUUAGAUUAGGUGCUGUCUCAAUAAAAGACUAUUGCAUGGGGAUGCUUCAUAUUAACAGUUCGUCGCCCUAACAGUUCGUCUGCCCAUAAUAUAGCUAACUCAUGUGGUUUUAAAUACAUUUUUUGUUUGAACUGGGUGUAUAUUUGGUAUUUUGUAGCUGCAAGGACAGCCUUGCAUUCUUUUAUUCAAUCUCGGGAAACUACAGCUCGCGAGAAGGAUUUGUUAAAAAGCGUUAAGGUUAGUUACAUUAGUUACAGUUGCGCAUUACAGCUAAACUAACUUUACUUAUACCUGGGUAGCUGUGUCAGUUAUAAACUGUUCUUUCUAGCGAUCUAGCAUACACCGUCCAUUAAUUAUUUGUCCAAUGUGAUUAUAGGAGGAACCAAAACUAAAUUAACUUUAUUUGCCCUGGAUAGCUCUAUCAGUUCUAAACUGUUCUUCCUAGAGUUCCAGUAAGGAUCAUCGCUUAUUGCUCCAGUGUUACUGCAGGAAGAAACCUAAGUUACACUAACUUUAUUUAUACUGGAUAUAGCUCUAUAGGUUCUAAACUGUUCUUCGUAGAGUCCAGUAAGGAUCAUCGCUUAUUGUUCCUGUGUUACUACAGGAAGAAACCAAAACUAAACUAACUUUAUAAGUUUAUUUGCCCUGGAUAGCUCUAUCAGUUCUAAAUUGUUCUUCCUAUAUAGAGGUCCAGUAAGGAUCAUCGCUUAUUGCUUCAGUGUUACUACAGGAAGAAACCUAAACUAAACUAAUUUUAUACCUACGUCUUUUGAAUCCCAUGGGAGUGGUUACAAUCACCUAUUAGACAUCAAUCUCCAGUCACAGAAGCAAAAGGCACGUGCUCUAAAAACUAUUUUGUUACAAACGCCUUUGGUAAAAUAAGAAUCCAUAUUCAUUGGUAGAAAUGAAUGCCACAGUUUGAUCAUUUAUUUUGUUUUAUUAUAGGACGCAGACCUUUCACGUUAUAUACCUGGCAAGGUGAAAAUUUCCGCGCCCAAUUUACACAAAGGUAAAAAGUAACUUCAGAAAUAUGCACAUCACUGAACGUAUGCGUAUAGAAGACAGACUAGUCCAUGUAUACCUCUACCAAUCCAAGCAAGCUAAUUGAUAUACACCACAUUCAUUACAAUAAUGGACCAAGGCUCAAUAUACAGGGUGAGUAAAAAAAAACUGACACCUUUGUUAUUCAAACUAGCCGCGAAGGUAUCAGUUUUUUUUUAUUCACCCUGUACUAUGAAAAACACAUACUGGCAUAUAAACGAUUUAUGUAACCGUCCCCAAGGACGCAAAAGACAAGGAAUAAUUUGAAUUGCAAACUAAAAAAUUAUUUUGUCAAGUUUGUCCAAUAUGGCGGAAAUGAGAAUAGCAGAAGAGCUUUAAUCUAAAUAGCAUCAAUAACCCGCUAAUUCGGGUUUAAUACAAGAUAUAGCCGGAAUAAGACAUUAAAAAAAUCUUUGCAGUUGACAUCGAUUGAGUUAGAGAUUACAGUACAGUAUAUGUCUUAAUAUAAUUAUAGACAGAUUAUUUCUAAAUAUAAGGCAUACUGGGUGAAUUAUAAUUUCCUAAAUGUCUUAUCAUGCUAUUUUCCGCGGUUAGUGUGGCUAAUAUUAAUGUUCGUAAUCUUUGAUAAGGUUUGCUAGCGGGUUCCUCAAACACAGACGGUAAUGAAUAGUAAAUGAAUAGUAAUAACGAUUAAAUUGAAAUAUAUUUUGUAUAAUGCAAAAAAUUUUCAUUAGUUCGUUGCGCAAUAUAAAACAACCAACUGGUACUUUUAGUAACAUGACAGCAAAUACAAAAAAUCUCAAAAUAGCAAGACAGAGAUGCAGUAAGGAUGUUUAAUAAAUAAUAUUAAUAAUAAUAACAAUAAUAACAACAAAGCCCCAAUCCUGGAACGGGGGAAGUCUAGUAC